Aspergillus neoniger CBS 115656 is the source of this 1870-nucleotide messenger RNA. Its product is annotated as retrograde cargo receptor ERV46. The transcript has 4 exons. The coding region runs from base 195 to 1511 and encodes 438 amino acids. Lineage: Eukaryota; Fungi; Ascomycota; Eurotiomycetes; Eurotiales; Aspergillaceae. The record is from RefSeq and is a predicted model, not a curated record. Gene Ontology annotation, biological process: retrograde vesicle-mediated transport, Golgi to endoplasmic reticulum; endoplasmic reticulum to Golgi vesicle-mediated transport. Gene Ontology annotation, cellular component: endoplasmic reticulum membrane; endoplasmic reticulum; COPII-coated ER to Golgi transport vesicle.
UUCCCCAAGGACUGUCUGCUUGUUGAUCGUCCUCAGUCGUGCGCAAAUCGCGACUUCCCGUGCUUGUCCAAUCUUUUUAUCCGACUUGGUUCGCGCUUCAUUCCCGCGGGCACUAGCUGGUCUUUAGUCGGACCAACGCUCCUUUGUCUAUAUCCCCAAACACUCCUUCGUAUUCAUGUCGAUCAAUUAGAGAAAUGCCGGCGAAAUCGCGUUUCACAAGGCUAGAUGCCUUUGCUAAAACAGUGGAGGAUGCGCGCGUCCGCACCACCUCCGGAGGUGUCAUCACCAUAGCCUCGUUGCUGGUCAUCCUGUGGCUUGUGUGGGGUGAAUGGGUGGAUUACAGGCGGGUGGUUGUUAUGCCCGAAUUGGUGGUAGAUAAGUCAAGAGGCGAGAAGAUGGAGAUCCACCUGAACAUGACCUUCCCCCGUCUACCCUGUGAGCUCCUGACUCUGGACGUCAUGGAUGUUUCUGGUGAGCAGCAGACCGGUGUUGUCCACGGUAUCAACAAGGUGCGCCUUACUUCUGCCGCAGAAGGAGGCCGCGUCAUCGACGUUAAGGCCCUUGAGCUUCACUCCAAGGAAGAGAGCGCCAAGCAUCUCGACCCUGAUUACUGCGGUGAAUGUUACGGCGCGACAGCUCCCGCGGGUGCAAGCAAACCUGGAUGCUGCAACACCUGCGACGAAGUCCGUGAGGCCUAUGCACAGCAACAAUGGGCAUUCGGAAAGGGCGAGAACGUUGAGCAGUGCGAGCUUGAGGGCUACGCGGAGCGCAUCGAUGCGCAACGCCGUGAGGGCUGCCGCCUUGAGGGUGUCCUCCGUGUGAACAAGGUGGUCGGUAACUUCCACAUUGCUCCGGGUCGCAGUUUCACCAGCGGAAACAUGCACGUCCACGACCUCGCAACCUUCUUCGACGCCGAAUUGCCCGAAUCUGAGAGACACACCAUGACUCACGAGAUCCACCAGCUGCGGUUUGGACCUCAGCUUCCCGACGAGCUCUCUGAUCGCUGGCAAUGGACUGACCACCACCACACCAACCCUCUGGACAACACCAAGCAGGAGACAAACGAGCCCGGCUACAACUACAUGUACUUCGUCAAGGUGGUGUCGACCUCUUACCUUCCCCUGGGUUGGGAUCCGUUGUUCUCGUCCUCCAUCCACUCCGCGUACGAGCAGGCCCCUCUUGGCUCCCACGGAAUUGCCUACGGUGCUGAGGGCAGCAUCGAGACGCACCAGUACUCUGUGACCUCGCACAAGCGCUCGCUGAUGGGCGGAGACGCCUCCGAUGAAGGCCACAAGGAGCGUCUGCACGCCGCCAACGGCAUUCCAGGAGUCUUCGUCAACUACGACAUCUCCCCCAUGAAGGUCAUCAACCGGGAGGCCCGCCCCAAGACCUUCACCGGUUUCUUGACUGGUGUGUGCGCCAUCAUCGGUGGUACCCUGACCGUCGCGGCAGCCCUAGACCGUGGUCUCUACGAGGGUGUCAGCAGGAUGAAGAAGCUCCACUCGAACUGAGCGUAGAGCAAGCAAAAACCCGAAAAUAAUUGAAAAAAAAGUAAACCGAACACCAAAGCCACAACCCACUAAACAGAAACGAAAACAAACAGACCCCAUGGAGAGCGUUGUAUGGAGUAUAGGGGCAAGAAGCCAGACAGAAAGACAGGGGGAGCGAAAGAGCAAGAUAGGACGGAUGAAAGGGAGAACUCCGGAAGUUCAGGCGUUACAUUUAUUACUCACCUACAUUGAUUGCAUUUCUGAUCCAUUUUGAUCUUGGUCGGGGGAAAACUCAUUGAUACACCUAUUAUUUUGCCUUCUAUAUCAUUGGUACUAUUAUUUGGGUUUACUUGUUUUUGUUUCCAUAAGACACAUAGCAC